Messenger RNA from Sphenostylis stenocarpa, 1065 nucleotides. NCBI's taxonomy places the organism in Eukaryota, Viridiplantae, Streptophyta, Magnoliopsida, Fabales, Fabaceae. The record is from the annotation of a GenBank genome assembly.
AUGGAGUACUUAAUGGUGAAAAUCAUGAUACUGGCCACAAUGCCAUUGUUUUCACUUGCUGUGGACAUUCCUGUAGUGAGGCAAGUGGCUUCAAAGUACAAUGUGUCUUGCAUACUAGUUUUUGGAGAUUCAAGUGUUGAUUCUGGCAACAACAAUGCCCUUCACACCACAAUGAAAAGCAACUUUCCUCCCUAUGGGAAAGACUUCUUUGACAGCCGCCCAACUGGAAGGUUUAGCAAUGGCAGACUUGCCACAGACUUCGUUGCUGAAGCAGUUGGGUAUAGAAAGGUGAUUCCACCGUUUCUCGACCCAAAUUUGAAGCCAGAAGAUCUUCAGUAUGGCGUUAGUUUUGCAUCAGCAGCCGCAGGCUUUGAUGAUUAUACAGCUGAAGUUUCGAAUGUUUUGCCUGUUUCGAAACAACUGGAGUAUUUUGCGCAUUAUAAGAUCCAUUUGAGAAGACAGGUGGGUGAAGAAAGGGCGGAAUUUAUUACAAGAAAUGCCUUGUAUAUUAUCAGUAUGGGUACAAAUGACUUCCUGCAGAAUUAUUUCUUGGAACCUACUCGCCCUAAGCAAUUCAGCUUGGAAGAAUUUGAGAAUUUCUUGCUCUCUCGCUUCUCUAAGGACGUUGAGGAAAUGCAUAGACUUGGUGCCAGGAGGUUGAUAGUUGUAGGAGUCCUCCCUCUGGGAUGCAUUCCACUUAUCAAGACAAUUAGAGGUGCGGAAGGCUGUGAUAAAAGUUUAAACGGCGUAGCUGAUGCAUUUAAUGCAAAAUUACUACACCAAUUAAACUUCUUGAAGACAAAACUGGGUUUAAGGACUGCUUUGGUUGAUGUUUAUGGAAUGAUCCAACGUGCAGUCACGAAUCCUAAACAAUAUGGAUUCAUCGAAGGUUCAAAAGGAUGUGUUGGGACAGGGACAGUAGAAUAUGCAGAUUCAUGCAAAGGGGUGAAUAGUUGUUCAGAUCCAGACAAAUAUGUAUUCUGGGAUGCUGUUCAUCCAACACAGAAGAUGUACAAGAUAAUAGCUGAUGAGGCCAUUGCAGCUUUUCUUAAUAAUUUCUUUUGA